AGUAAACAGAUCUCCAGUUUCUUGGUCACCAAUGCUCAGUUUCCUAAAGAACUUAGGUGAGCUAACAUAUUUUUUUAUCAUAACAGUCACAAUUCUCUUGAUUAAAUAUAUAUAAUGUAACUUGAAUCAUAAAAUAAUAUUUUGACAUGAUGGUAAUUAGACACAGACCUGUUUACUCUUACGAUUUUGGUGUACAAUGUACGAUUUUGAGAUGUCUUUUACGAUUGUACGCCGAGACUCGCCAAAACUACGAUUUUCAGAGGCCAGGUGAAAAAAAAAAUUAAAAAUUCCGAUUAAAAUUUGUUUGUUGAAGUUUUAGCCUUUCCCAAUAAAAAUCUGGCAGUGAAUGAAACGAGAAAAAAUGAUUGGUUGUAAUUUUUUUAAAAGUUGGGACCAUCCUUCAUUAUAUCAUGUGCGCACUGAGAGUGGAGGUGGGGGCUGAUAAUGAAGGAGAUUUGCGGCAUACGGGACGCAUGGGUGGGGGGUUGGUCGGAGUGUCAAAGGUUAUAAAAAUAUCACCGCAAAGUAUCGUAUUGAUGGUGAUGAUUGUCCUACUGCUGGUUUGUGUGUCACACUGACCUAGUUAGCUGCGUCACUGGUGAUAUUUAUACUAUCCACUGCCAUCCCCUUUGACUGCUUCCAAACGUGUGACGUAGUUUCGUUCCCUUGAACCGCGGCGAUUGUGAAAAUGGAGAAAACUAGAGAAGAGACGGUUUUUACACUAAAAUACAUGAUCCCACUGUUCUGCACUGGAACGUUGGAUGUGGACAUAUUUUAUAAGAGCUAGUCGGCAUUUAAACAAAAUAUGUGUAGAACUCGCAAAGCAGCUCUUUACCCUCAGCGAUCGUAAUAUGACAGUUCUGUUAUCACUACUAAUACUGCCCCCCCCCCCCAAUCCCACCCCUUUUUUUUAACGGAAAAAAAAUCAAACAGCUCAAUUUUUUCCCCAGAAAUGAGGGGGGGGGGGGGUUCUGCCCGGUAGAAAUAACUUUCGUCCACCAGCACUCACCAGCACGGAAAGACGAAUUACUGGACUGCAGUGUGUUAUCACUAUGUCAUGUUCAAUGUUACAACUACAGGGAUCUCUUUAUGAAAAACACAAAGCAUAAGUAGCUUAUAUGAGUAGGCCUAUAUGCUUACUGCGAAAUAUUGUAAUAUUUUUUAUAGCCUUAAUAAUAAUAAUAAUAAAAGGCCUAAUUAGAAUUCACAGAUUUUCAGAUGACAGUUGACUCUAUAAGAGACAGUCAGGAUAAUUAUUGUAUGCAUAAAUGUAGGUGCAGUCUAUUGACAUCCCCUCACCCCCUGUCAUAUGCAUCCUCAGCGCGUACAUAAUACGUAAUAGUUAGAUGGCCCUUUGUUUUACGUAAUAGUUAGAUGGCCCUUUGUUUUACGUAAUAGUAACAUGGCCCUUUGUUUUACUUAAUAGUUAGAUGGCCCUUUGUUUUACGUAAUAGUUAGAUGGCCCUUUGUUUUACGUAAUAGUUAGAUGGCCCUUUGUUUUACGUAAUAGAUGGCCCUUUGUUUUACGUAAUAGUUAGAUGGGCCUUUGUUUUACGUAAUAGUUAGAUGGCAUGGGCGGCCGCAGAAAACUUUCUAGGGGGGGGGGGCAAAAAAAAUCGAUUAACUUUCCAUUAGUAAUGUUUUAAUAUACUUUUAAGUCUGAAAGUCCUAAAAUAGCACAUUUAUAUCUCGAAUGCUGUAAAAUACCAGCCAAUGUUUAGUAGGAAUCACCGUCGUGAUGUUGUCAAGAUGUAUUUUCACAAAUGAACUCGCUAGCUAUACCUAAACUGGGUAUUAGAGAAAUUACAGUAAUGGUUAGUCCACCGAAUGGUAAGGCUACGUGUUACGUAAAAUUCGGUGGGCUACACCAGUGGUUCUAAAAUUUUCGUUUUUCCGCGCCUAUGCCACACUACGUUUUUGUUGAAUUCUAAACAUGUACAAUUCGAAAUAGCAAAUACACAAAUAAAAUAAGGGUUGGAUAAAAAUAAAUAUAACUUGUAUGUAGGUCACUGAGCGCCAUCUGGAACUGCAAACAGCAAUUACUUAGUGGGUUACUGUUUGCACCACGACCGAAAGUUGUCACAUUGGUUUAAAAGUGUAAAUAAAAUAAUGAAUUUUUAAAAAUAUUUCGCAACGCCCCGAUGAGGAAGCCCCAGCCACCGGAAAAAUGCAACGGAUUUUGUUAAGUUUGUGUGUGGGGGUGGGGGGGGGGGCUGGCUGCUGGUGUUUUAAAGCUCACUGUAGCGUACACACAAAAAAGGCGGGGAUUGGGGGGGGGGGCCCCAAUUUGUUACCGGGUAAUUCUUUUUUUUUUUUAUACUUUUUUUUUUAUGCUUAUCUGAAGUCAGGUUUGAACUUUCACCAGUGAUCUUAUUUUUACCAGCGACAGACUGGGAUAAUGUGAUCAGCACGUUCACCCAACUAUUAAUUGAUAUCUAUCAGCCGAUACGCGUCUGUCUGCUACACAAAGUGACCGCAGUUAACGGCUAACGUCAGUCAUCUACUGUUUACUUACAGUUCCAUAUUUUGACGCCAGCUUAACUCGAUUCCACUGAACACGCUAUAGGAGGAUUUAUUGUAUACAUUAAAUAUACUGUAUUUUUUAUUUAUUUACUAUCAAAAUACUGCAUUGUACGAUUUUGAGACCAUAUUGUACGAUUUUAGGAGUUUGGGGGUAAACAGGUCAGUAGACAUCAUUUUACUGUUUUUUGUUUCUCAUGUUCUAGAGAUCUUCUGCCUGUAGCACAGCUCUAUGUCAGUGUAGAUGCUGGGACAAAGGAGAGUUUGAAAAAAAUUGACAGGUAAAUUUGACAUGUAAAGAUCUGUCAACAAACAUUUUCAUACUUAUUUCAAUACCAUUUAAUAUUUGAAAAUUUAAAUGACCAUACCAAGAGAUACAUUAAAUACAAUUUCAAAUUACCAUACAAAGACACAUUAAAUACAAUUUAAUAUUCUAAUAACCAAACUAUUAUUAAAUUAAUUUUUAAACCACUCUUUACUGGCAUGAUUUAGAUUAAUUAGACAUGAACAAUUUGUGUCAAUAUAUAUAUAUAACAAUAUAUGUUUAACUUUAAUAUUUUAUAUUGACACAAAUUGUUUGUGUCUAAUUAAUCUAUUUUAAAGCUUUAUGGCAGUCUAACACUCUUAUAAUUUACUGGCAGGCCACUUUUCAAAGACUUCUGGGAGAGAUAUAUCGACAGCCUAACUGCUUUGAGGGACAAAGGUCAGAGGACAGUAUACAGGCUCACACUAGUGAAAUCUUGGAGCACAGAAGAGCUAGAUAACUAUGCUAAGCUGGUCUCCCGUGGAAAUCCAGACUUUAUAGAAGUCAAGGUACAGUAACAAAUAAAAUGUGACAGCUAACCUAUUGCUGCCCAUAAAGUAAGACAUUUAUCAAAUAAUUAUAUGUUUUUUUAAAGAAGUUUGAUGUGUCUUAACCCUAUAACUGUGUUAUGUAGCACAAUUUCCUGUGCGUGAACUUUCCUCGACCUCGCAAUACAGACAGUAACGUCUGUUGUGGGCGUGGUUAAAUCUCUUUGAUGUAUAUGUAUCUUGUUUACAAUCGGCUUCCAAUUACACAUUGGGUAGAAUGUCUCCGGGUAUCUUCUUGAAUGUGCUCCUUAACCCGAGAUAUGUAAACAACACGUCAUAGGUCCUUCUGGAAGCGUCUUACGCUACAUGUAUAUAAAGGAUUGACAGAUACGAAGAGACAGAGAUUCAGAUAGAUUUAUUAACUUUACGAGGCGUGUUUUAUUCUUUGUGUAUUUGUGUGCUCAUAUGUGUUUAUUUCGCUUUAUUUAUUGGCACAUUAUUCUAACUGUGUUAACUGUGUACCGGUACACGAUCUACCAUACUGUAAGUUGAAGAUUGUAAUUAUAUUUUCUUUUCUUUUGUAAUCUUAAGUCUUAAUAAGUCUUAUUAAUUGUAACUAAAAACUGUUUUGGGUUGUAUCUUUAAUAUUGUUGAUUCUAUGGUAUCGUCCUUUGUUAGGCACUGUUUACAACGAGCCAAUUAAAAUUCAAAUAGGAGAUUAAUUUCUCCCAAUACAAGUCAGUGCGUAACAACUGCCAGCAGUUAAACCCCUUUCUGUGGUGUCACAGCCGAUAUAAUCAGCCGCUAGCAAAAUUGACAUUAAAAAUGUGAUUGAUUAAAUGUACAUUGAUUAAGGGGAAAUCAAUUUACAUAAACGAGUUUGCUUUCUAUUUCCGUUGCCAUCCUUGCUUUUGUUGUGGAUUUUUUUGUGAUAAAUCGGGAGUGAAAUUUUCUCAAUUUUUAUUACUGUUUGAUGCCAGAGAGGGUCCCCCUCUAGAUUGCAAAUUCAACACAGAAUUUCUUUAUUGGAAUUAUUUCAAAUGGAUUAAAAAUGAAAGCAAUGAUUUCAGAGAUAUUCCACAUGCUAUUAAUGACGGCAUUAGCUCUAGUGAUGAUAGCAACAUAAGAGUCAAAUAUUGACAAAUUUAGCACUAAGCUUAGUUGUAUUGUUACUGAUAAAUUGCUUUGGGAACGAGUGUAAAUCCAACAGAAAAAGAUAAAGAUUGGAUCUCAAAUACCUACCGUAAAGAUAUUCAAAGACAUUUAUGUUUGUGUAUAUUCCUGAGUAUUAAUAAAAAGUUUAUUUAAUUACUUAAAUUGAAAAGGAAUUUUUGAACUCAUUUCAUAAAGAUUGGAUCUCAAAUACCUACCGUAAAGAUAUUCAAAGACAUUUAUGUUUGUGUAUAUUCCUGAGUAUUAAUAAAAAGUUUAUUUAAUUACUUAAAUUGAAAAGGAAUUUUUGAACUCAUUUCAUGCUUUCACCUUUGUAUUUUGUAUGACAGAGAUUUGAAGGUAGUGAAUGAAAAAAUUCACUAAUAUUACAAUUUUCAAUUUAAGUACCUCUAACUGGACAUUUUUUGAAAGAAUUUUGUGUCUAAUAUCUCAAAAACAUAAUAUGAUAGUUUGAAAAAUUUAUGGAGUGUUAGGUUGUGUUGAAUUCAAAAUUUAAGUAGUAAAAUUGUUCAUACUCCAUAAAGUUAAAGAUACAUAAUAUAAAAAACAAAUUCUUUUUCUACCAUAAUAUACAUUGUCCAGUAUACUUUCAGAAAAUGUAUACUUGUAGGGAUCUCUGAAUUCAUUUAGUCUUGGAUUUUCUCAUUUUUGACAAGCACAUGAAAAUGCUAACUAUGGCUUGACACUACAGAAAAAUGCACUUGACUGUUAUAGGGUUGAAAUUGAUUUUCUUAAAAGUUUUCUAUAAAAGAUAUGUAUAUUUUUGAAGAUAUUUCCAAAUGUUUAAGGAUUAACUAGUUCUAGUAUGUUGACAAUGGUGUUGUCUUGUUUUCAUACCCCAUGUUGUAACAUAAGAUUUGGCAAAAUAUGACUGAGUAUUUAAAUUAGAUCUAUUGCAAUGUCUUGUCUUUAAUCCACACUUAAUUUAAGGUGUCACUUACUGUGGUGAGUCGAAAGCUUCAACGUUGACAAUGGAAAAUGUUCCCUGGCAUGAAGAGGUGGUCAAGUUUGUCACACAGUUGGUUGACAGAUUACCAGACUAUGAGCUGGCCUCUGAACAUGAACAUUCUAAUUGUCUCCUCACUGCACAGAAAAAGUAUUUACAGGGUCGAAUAUUAAUGUCACCAAAUGACUUGAGAAAAGUUCCUGUGCCACUAAAUGUGAUUUAGCAUUUUUAAUCCAAAAAGUAGGAUGUGGUUUUCUUCCUGAAGUUACAAUGUCUUCCAUUACGAUUUCAUAAAAUUUCUAAAAAAUUGUCUAUGGUUAUUGUUUUGUCCUUGCGAAGAUGAUCAUGGCUUGAGUAGUAGCUAUGACUUGAGCUAUAUUUUGUUUAAAGUGAGGGAGAGUUCCUCAAUUCAUCAGCCUCACUCACUUUUCCUUGCCCAUUUGAUCCAAUGGGAAGACUUAGGAUGACUGGAAAUAGACUAGGAUGCAAUAGAUGGCUAGCACUACAAAAAAUUAUCUAUAGAUCCGAAUAAUGAUAAUUAUUUUGAAAUAUCUAUUUUUGGGGAAAUUUAAAAAAUUAAUUUUAAUUUACAUACAUUAAUAUAUUUCCAUCACAUACAAGAUUUUUCAAACAGAAGGAUUUAUAAGGCAAUUCAAUAAAUGAAUAAAUUAAUGUUGAUAUCUUUACAUUUUCUCACAAUCAAGUUUAAGAAAGAUGGUGAGUGGUGGACUUGGAUCGCUUCCCUCAAUUUCACAAGCUGUGGCGUUGUUACCAAGAAAGCAAUGGGAAAGAGACAUUCUCUUCAUCUGAUUAUAUGGCCUCUACACCAAACUGGGCAGUUUAUGGUUCUAAGGAACAAGGCUUGGAUCCAGUAGAAACAAGAUUUUACCGAAAUAAGAAGCAAAAGUCACAGGGGCAAGAAUAAACGUACAACUUGCAUUUUGCUG
Molecule: messenger RNA, 6378 nt
Organism: Lymnaea stagnalis (great pond snail)
Lineage: Eukaryota; Metazoa; Mollusca; Gastropoda; Lymnaeidae
Source: the annotation of a GenBank genome assembly